AUGGCACGGCGGCUCCAAGAUGAGCUGGCCGCCUUCUUCUUUGAGUAUGACACCCCCCGAAUGGUGCUCGUGCGCAACAAGAAGGUGGGCGUUGUUUUCCGGCUGAUCCAGCUCCUGGUUCUGGUCUACGUCAUUGGGUGGGUGUUUGUCUACGAGAAGGGCUACCAGACCUCGAGUGGCCUCAUCAGCAGUGUUUCUGUCAAACUCAAGGGCCUGGCCGUGACCCAGCUCCCAGACCUCGGCUCCCAGGUGUGGGAUGUGGCUGACUACGUCUUCCCAGCCCAGGGAGACAGCUCCUUCGUGGUCAUGACCAAUUUCAUUGUGACCCCCCAACAGACUCAAGGCUACUGUGCAGAGCACCCAGAAGGGGGUACGUGCAGGGAUGAUAGCAGCUGCACCCCUGGGAAGGCAGAAAGGAAGGCCCAAGGCAUCCGCACGGGCAAGUGCGUGGGUUUCAAUGACACUGUGCAGACAUGUGAGAUCUUUGGCUGGUGCCCCGUGGAGGUGGAUGACAACAUCCCACGCCCUGCCCUUCUCCGGGAGGCCGAGAACUUCACUCUCUUCAUCAAGAACAGCAUCAGCUUUCCACGCUUCAAAGUCAACAGGCGCAACCUGGUGGAGGAGGUCAAUGCCACCUACAUGAAGACCUGCCUCUAUCACAAGACCUUGCACCCUCUGUGCCCUGUCUUCAAGCUUGGCUAUGUGGUGCAAGAGUCAGGCCAGAAUUUUAGCACCCUGGCUGAGAAGGGCGGGGUGGUUGGUAUCACCAUCGACUGGAACUGUGACCUGGACUGGCACAUACGACACUGCAAACCCAUCUAUGAGUUCCACGGGCUAUAUGAGGAGAAAAACCUGUCUCCAGGCUUCAACUUCAGGUUUGCCCGGCACUUCGUGGAGAACGGGACCAACCGCCGUCACCUCUUCAAGGUGUUUGGGGUUCGCUUUGAUAUCCUGGUGGAUGGCAAGGCUGGGAAAUUUGACAUCAUCCCCACAAUGACUACCAUUGGCUCUGGGAUUGGCAUCUUUGGGGUGGCCACGGUUCUCUGUGACCUGUUGCUGCUCCACAUCCUGCCCAAGAGGCACUACUACAAGCAGAAGAAGUUCAAGUACGCGGAGGACAUGGGGCCAGGGAAGGGAGAACGUGACCCUGCGGCCACCAGCUCCACCCUGGGCCUGCAGGAGAACAUGAAGACAUCCUGA
This is a messenger RNA of Cynocephalus volans (Philippine flying lemur), 1200 nucleotides long. RefSeq names its product purinergic receptor P2X 1 (gene P2RX1). NCBI's taxonomy places the organism in Eukaryota, Metazoa, Chordata, Mammalia, Dermoptera, Cynocephalidae. The transcript has 12 exons. The record is from RefSeq and is a predicted model, not a curated record. The coding region runs from base 1 to 1200 and encodes 399 amino acids. Gene Ontology annotation, cellular component: plasma membrane; nuclear inner membrane. Gene Ontology annotation, biological process: response to ATP; calcium ion transmembrane transport. Gene Ontology annotation, molecular function: extracellularly ATP-gated monoatomic cation channel activity; purinergic nucleotide receptor activity; ATP binding.